UAUUAAAAUCACUACUUUGCAUCAAAUAACAGAAGAGCAAAGUAUAGUUUUUGUUUUAAAAGACUGUUUUCAAAGUACGUUUUCAUACUCGGCUUCAUGCAUCAUACGAUCCAUUCAUCACUUGAAAGAAUGUGUUUAGCAAUGUAAUCAUCUUGCUGUAACGCUUCCAGCUAAAGACAAGUUCCACCAACACACCUGACAGACACAAGUCCAGACAUAGCUGCAUUCCUCUAUCAGAAGAAAUUGCUAACAGUUGCCUCAUAAUGUUCUCCAAGCUGUGAGUUCGUUGUUUCGAAAUGAUGUGGAUUACUUAGCAAAUGCUGCAAAACUCUUAGCACCAAAGGCUUUACAUUUCUCUUUUACAAGUGCGGGUUUAACUCUUUAACGGUAUGGAUCCCUGUGAAAACUGGGCUUCUGCAGCUUUGACCAACUGGCUAACACACAUUGGAAUCAAUCACAUUGCUGAUAUGGUGAAAAGUGAAGAAAAUGCCCAAUCAGGACUGAUACCUCCACCAGUGGAUAGCAAUCAUAUGGAUUCCCUUGAUGUAUAUUACCCUGGUCCUCCGUUUUGCCUAUUAGAGCAAAGGGGAUAUCUCUAUGAACGGGGGUCCUAUGGUGAGAUUGAACUGUGUCAUGAGCAUUUUCCAUUAAACACAGAAGAAACUGAUGCAACUGAAGAAGAUAAAGAGCUACUUUUCAACCAUCCACCACAGGACAUCAUCGGGACUCCAACAUUUGAAAUGCGAGGUUCAGAGGAAGUAGCAACGGGAAAUGUGUUGCAGCGUUUAAUUCGGGAGCAUUUAAGGUAUGGGAAUCCAAAUGAGAACAUGAACUUACUGGCAAUACAGCAGCAAGCCGCAGGGAGUGCAGGACCAUCCAACGACAUUGGGAGCGCGCACUCUUCUACAGAAAACCUUGUGCAGGAAGAUCCACAAAUGGUCCACCAGUCAGCACGCCAAGAACCUCAAGGGCAAGAGCAUCAGGUGGACAAUAGCGUGAUGGAGAAGCAGGCACGGCUUGCUCUAGCACAGCAGAAUGUCGAUGAGUUACCAACCUACGAGGAAGCCAAAGCACUGUCUCAGUUCUUCAGAGGGCAACAACAGGCAACUGUUGCUCCUGGUAUAUACGUAGCUGGAGUUGCCAGUCAGAAAACCAGAACUGAGGGGAGACCGACAGUUAACCGAGUAAGCUCUGGGCAGGUGCACAAAGAUGAAGCACUGAAAGAACUUAAGCAAGGUCACGUUCGCUCACUUAGUGAGCGGCUAAUGCAGCUUUCUUUGGAAAGGAGUGGGGUAAAGUCCCAUCCUGCCGCCUCAAACAACAAGAUCACUUCCCAACAGUCCAACAAAACCUUCAAGAAUGGGGGUCAGCCAUCUCCACAGACCCCCACCACAGGAAUAGACUUUAGAGGCCCUCCCCCAGAAUACCCUUUCAAAGCCAGGCAAAUGUUUCCAACACUUAAUCAGCCUCACGAGCUGGGGCACUUUUACAGUGAUACAUCCUCGGGAAUUCUUCAUGAGUUGCCUAAACAAUAUUCUGGUACUCUUGCAAUUAGACAAGAAGCAACCAUCCUAAGAUACCAGUCACCACCAGAAUAUGGACCGGCAAGGCAAUGCCAGGUGUUUUGUCAACCACAACCAUUGCAGCAGCACAGUCCCAUGUCUUCCCAGAGCACCUUGGAAAGGAAUCAGUUGCAACUGGCAAUAAUACCGCCUGCGUCUCCCCAGCCCCAGCCAGCAUCUGUGUCAAACCAGCAACUUUCAGUUGACGCGGUUUCAAUUGUGGCACGUGCACAGCAGAUGGUGGAGAUGUUAUCGGAAAAAAACCGUGCCCUGUGCCAAGAACUGGAUGGUUUCUGUGAAAAGACUGUAAAGCUACAAAAGUUUGAAAUGGAAAUUCAGCGGAUCUCAGAAGCCCAUGAGAAUUUGGUGAAGUCCAGCACCAAACGAGAAACUCUGGAUAAAGCCAUGAGGAAUAAGCUGGAAGGGGAAAUACGAAGAUUACAUGAUUUCAACAGGGACCUCAGAGAUCGCCUGGAGACUGCCAACAGACAGAUAGCCUACAGGAUGUAUGAUGAUGCUGAGGAUGACAUGACGAAAGAGAACCAUUACACAACACAGAACAAGGAGUAUUUGAAGGAAAAGGAAAAGCUGGAAAUGGAACUGGCCACAACACAUUCAACCAAUGAAGACCAGAGAAAACAUAUUGAAAUUUUGGAACAGGCACUGAACAGUGCACAGGCCAAGGUGGUCAAAUUGGACGAGGAGUUGCGGAAGAAGCAGAUGUAUGUGGACAGGGUGGAGAGGCUGCAACAGGCCCUGGCACAACUGCAAGCAGCCUGUGAAAAGAGGGAGCAGAUGGAACGGAGACUGCGUACUCGACUGGAGAGGGAGCUGGAAUCUCUCCGAGUGCAACAGCAGCACGGUGGUCCCCUGAUGGCCAAUGUUCCCGAGUACAACGCACCGGCACUGAUGGAGUCGUUACGGGAAAAAGAGGAACGAAUCCUGGCCCUGGAGGCUGACAUGACCAAGUGGGAGCAGAAGUAUUUGGAAGAAAAAGCAAUGAGACAUUUUGCUAUGGAUGCUGCUGCCACAGCUGCUGCUCAGAGGGACACCACUAUAAUAAAUCACUCGCCAAACAGCAGUUACAAUGACAAUUCACUGGAUGCACAAAGUUGGAAGGAAGAAGAGGAGAGAAUACAAUCAAAUCAGAGACACCAAGACACAGAACACAGGUUAGCAGAAAUAACCGGAUUUGGCUGCAUUUCGAAUAGAAUAAAAAACCUUCAUGCACAGCUAAUCGAGAAAGAUGCCAUGAUCAAAGUGCUCCAGCAGCGAUCACGGAAGGAGGUGGGAAAGCUUGAAGCAGGGUCUCUGAGGCCUGGCAGGUCAUUUCCCUCCACACAUGGGCUGCAUUCUCGCCAGACGUCCCUCAGCAAUUCCCAAAUAGUGGACGGGAAAAAGGAGGAAAACCGUUGGACCGGAAGUGCAGGGAUGCUUACUGCUAAAGAUGGUCAAGAAAACAUUUUGUCCGCCCCUCUUCAGACAACUGUACUCUCAAUUCCAGUAGUUUCCACACACAGCAAGACUGGCAGUAAGGACAACAGUACGCAGACUGAUAAAAGUCCUGAAUUGAUCCGUCCAAGUAGUGCUCCAAUCCAUGGUAGAAGGCGCCUCAACACUACCCCUGUUGGCAGUCCCGUCGUCAGACCUAAAUCGGCACGUAGCUGUACUGAGAGAACAGAUACAUCCACCAUGCUUACCCGAUCAUAUGACAAGAAAGGAAGAAGUGGCUAUUUUUCCUACAAACCCAACCUUGAUGGAGAUGUGGUUGAAAUCCUCAUUUAAAAACAGGAUACAGCUCACUACUGCUGCUCAGUCUACAGAUGUACGAAGCUUGCACUAAAGACACGAGUAUCAUAAAGACAUGGAUCAUCAGAAGUUGUGAAAAAAAACAUUUUGUCAAAGAAGAAGGACGCUGUUUUGGAUGUAGAUGUAUUUGUGAAAUUGUUUGCGCAUAUGCUGUAUAUAAGAUGGAAGUGUACUGAGCAAAGAGGAAGGCAGUGGAUGAGAUGGAAAGUAUGGGAUGCGUGUUUGUUAUUAUUGAAAUGCAUUUGAUGGAGCUGUAAACUCAAAUGACAUGAGCUAGGAGCACAAUAAUCUGAGCAACCUGUUUCAUUGUAAUAUACCUAUGCACUUAUCUUCUAUUCAUAUCAUAGUGGAGCAGUUUUUUGUGGCUGCUUUGCACUUUUCCUGAACUCACGACCAUGUGUUUAUUGAUAUUAACGGUAUAAGGUAGCACCUUUACUGCUUUUCAGUUGUGCAACUAUUGCCAUAUUAAAAACACAAAUGAACAGGCACCAAGCUGCCACUGUGUAAACCU
Molecule: messenger RNA, 3882 nt
Organism: Leucoraja erinaceus (little skate)
Lineage: Eukaryota; Metazoa; Chordata; Chondrichthyes; Rajiformes; Rajidae
Gene: amotl1
Product: angiomotin like 1
Exons: 15
Coding region: 390-3347 (985 amino acids)
Biological process (GO): establishment of cell polarity involved in ameboidal cell migration; hippo signaling; angiogenesis
Cellular component (GO): plasma membrane; cytoplasmic vesicle; bicellular tight junction
Source: RefSeq, a predicted model, not a curated record